This is a messenger RNA of Drosophila suzukii, 1065 nucleotides long. RefSeq names its product Carbonic anhydrase 14 (gene CAH14). Gene Ontology annotation, molecular function: zinc ion binding; carbonate dehydratase activity. NCBI's taxonomy places the organism in Eukaryota, Metazoa, Arthropoda, Insecta, Diptera, Drosophilidae. The record is from RefSeq and is a predicted model, not a curated record. Gene Ontology annotation, biological process: one-carbon metabolic process.
UAAUCACAGUGGCCUGGAAUUUUCUAUCGAAUUAAAACUUUGAUUAUUUUUCGUGCAGCAAAGUCGAAACACCUUGCAAAAAACACCGAAUUCCACCAUAUCGCAUUGAUUUGCUAAUUCUGUUCAAGGAGCGUUGAGAGCGGAAAGAAAAACCUGCCCCAUCCCACCCGUUGCGUCAUGUUCUUCCCAAUGAUUGACCACUUUUGGUGGAAGUUUAUCAACUGUUUCGGCCUGGUUAUGAAAUUGGCCGAGGAUUCGCGUGUAAUUAUGAUGCUGGUCAGCUGCAUUAUGGCCGUGGCUUUUAUCCUGAAUAUUCAUUCCGGGAGAACUAUCCUCCGGGAUGUGGUUAAUGCGAUGGCCAACAGGAGGUUGAAAGCAAAGCUAGAUCGUCAGCCAUCGCCGAUUAAUAUUGCAGAGAAUCGGGUGACCAUAAAGCAGUUGAAGCUGCCUCUAAUGUGGAAGCAUUACGAGGAUCUACCGAUGGCGACUGUCCUGGAGAAUAAUGGAAGUACCGUGAUCCUGCGCAUAUACACUCCCCUAAACUUUCUGCCCUACCUGAUUGGAGCUGACUUGACCGGUAAAUACCAUUUUGUAGAGGCCAUCUUCAAGUGGGGCACCUUCCAAUCCGAGCACUCAAUUGGCAAGCAUCAGUUCUGUCUGGAGAUGCAGGCUCUGCACCGAAGUCCCCAGGAAAAAGGAGCCUAUGAGUACCUCACCUUGUCCUAUCUAUUCGCCGUGAGCCGCGUCAAGAACGAAUCACUCCAGGGGAUCUGCGAUAACCUCAUGUCGAUCCUGCACCCAGGAUCUUCGAUAGAACUGCCUCCCUUCGAAUUGGGGUCUCUGCUUCGACCUUUUGCCGGAGGUCAUUACACCUAUCGCGGCACCUACGACAAUGGAGAUGUGAUACUGCCCACCAUCUGGAUCAUCAACUCAAAGAUCUCCCAUGUCAGUUCGCGUCAGUUGGCCCACUUUGGAGCUCUCUAUCGUAGGGAUGGCAGAAGGAACUCGAAUAAUUCCCGACAGGAACAGCCGCUGGGCAGUCGCCAGUUGUACUUUAAUAUAUAA